AUGUCAAAUUACAAUUACCCGGGAAGCAGCGGCAUUGUCGUUGGUAAGGGUAAAGGACCCAAGAAUCCUCCACCACCAAUUAAAUAUCAAAAAUCACAUAAAAACAUAACAUUCAUAUUCGCACCUGAAAGUAACCUUUAUAAAAUAAGUCUAAUCGGUGGAGAGGAUAACAUCUUGGAAGGGAUCGUACACCUAAGCUACGAAAAACCCACUCAAAUAAAGUCAAUAAGCCUCAAUCUAAAGUGCACGGAGAAGACCACAUCAUAUGAAUCACAGGGAAGGGCCAACACGCUCUUCUCCGGAGUUCACAUACUGAUAGAUAAGACGGAAAAAAUUUGGGAAUCCAAGGACGAGAAAACCAUUGAAACCUUGGACAUCCCGUUUCGGAUUCUACUUCCUGACGAUCUUCCGGAAAUGAUAAACACCAAGUUUGGACAAGUUAGCUAUGUGCUUAAGGCCAUAGUUCAUCAGAAAAGUUUUUUCGUUUCAUCGACUCAGACGGUGGAGAUUAUGUAUCCGUUAAAAAAGCUAAUCCACGACAACACCAAUGCAUCUUACUAUAAGCUACGUGGCGAAUCAAAGAAUGGGAUGGAAUACUCGUUUGAUCUUCCGCCUAACAAGAUCUUUAACAUUGGAACGUGGGUGCCAAUUCCCAUGAGAAUUCGAUUUCUGACACCUGACAUAAGCAUAGAUCGGAUUGAGAUUUCCUUAAAGACAAGUAUGGACUUUCGAUUUGAUAAACCAAGAAAUACGACGCGUCAGAUAAGUGAAAAGGCGAUUUCCAUGGUAAUACCACGUCAGGACAUCUUCUACUUGCAACCGACCUCAUCUCAUUACCACGGAGAAUGCGUCGCCACCAUCGAUCUCACAGUUCCUCAAAGUCUACAACCGUCGUAUAAUGGAAGAGUAAUAAGCAUCACACAUCAUUUCUAUGUAAGGUUUUACCUAUGGGACUCAGAAAAGGAUUUCACGAUUGAAGAGGAUGUGACGGUUGCGCAUAUUCACGAGCCCACAUCACAAACACCACGAGUGGGAACACCGAAUAGUUCACAGUACCAAAUACACCUAAUGAACUAUUCGCCUUCUUACAUAACUCCGCAAAGCAGCGGAAAUUAUGUCGAAGAUCCGGAUGAAAUCAGGGUCGCAACCCCAAUCGGUCAAUCGUCCACCGAUAACGAUUCCUUAUACAUCUAUGAAGAUCCAAUUCCUUAG
Acaulospora colombiana is the source of this 1212-nucleotide messenger RNA. Lineage: Eukaryota; Fungi; Glomeromycota; Glomeromycetes; Diversisporales; Acaulosporaceae. The record is from the annotation of a GenBank genome assembly.